This is a messenger RNA of Anopheles darlingi, 477 nucleotides long. RefSeq names its product angiopoietin-4-like. The record is from RefSeq and is a predicted model, not a curated record. The transcript has 2 exons. Lineage: Eukaryota; Metazoa; Arthropoda; Insecta; Diptera; Culicidae. Bases 1 to 477 code for a protein of 158 amino acids.
AUGGAAAAGCUGCUGAACAGGUUUGACGAUGUGGACCGUGAGUUGUUAGAACUUCAAAUGGAGCUGAAUGAACACCGCGAGGAAGUGGAACUACCACGUACCACGUCGCCAACAACACCGCAACCGACGACGACACCGCGGCCGACGGUUUAUACAUCGUGCAAGGAUGUACCAGCCAACGCAUCGGGAGUGUAUCACAUCCGCAUCCACAGCCUUACUGCGCCAUUUAAAGUGUAUUGUGAGAUGGAUUCGUUUGAAGGCGGUUGGAUUGUAAUGCAACAUCGCUUCGAUGGCUCGGUUGAUUUUUACCGUAACUGGGACGAAUACCGCGACGGUUUCGGAGAGCUAGAUAAUGAAUUCUGGCUCGGGUUGGAGCACGUUCACCAACUCACGACCCGUCAGAAACAUGAAUUGAUCGUGGAGGUUAAGGACUUUGAAGGCAACUACGGGCGACCGUCGCGGAAUGAGCUACAGUAG